This is a messenger RNA of Camelina sativa (false flax), 1460 nucleotides long. Lineage: Eukaryota; Viridiplantae; Streptophyta; Magnoliopsida; Brassicales; Brassicaceae. The record is from RefSeq and is a predicted model, not a curated record.
UUCAGGCAGUUCAACUGAACAAAUUUGACUAUAGACUUUCAAACAAGUUGAGCGAUGACUUGCAAAAGCUAAGAUGUAGAGUAAAUUACCAUGCUCUAAAGUUCACUGAUCCUAUACUUACAAUGGGCAAUGAAUUGGUCCGGCGCAUGCGAUUGAGGAGCAAACACUUCAUUGCGUUACACCUAAGGUUUGAACCUGAUAUGCUUGCAUUCUCGGGAUGCUAUUAUGGUGGUGGUGAUAAGGAAAAGAGAGAACUUGCAGCAAUCAGAAGGAGAUGGAAAACAUUACAUAUUAACAACCCAGAUAAACAAAGGCGACAAGGAAGAUGUCCGCUAACUCCAGAAGAAGUGGGACUGAUGCUUAGAGCUUUGGGAUAUGGCAGUGAUGUUCACAUAUAUGUUGCGUCUGGUGAAGUAUAUGGAGGAGAAGAAUCUUUAGCUCCUCUGAAAGCACUCUUUCCACACUUCUAUUCAAAAGACACUAUAGCUACAAAGGAAGAGUUAGAACCGUUUGCUUCAUACUCUUCUAGAAUGGCUGCUCUCGACUUCCUUGUUUGUGACGAAAGCGACGUAUUUGUAACCAACAACAAUGGCAAUAUGGCAAAGAUAUUGGCUGGGAGGAGGAGAUACUUUGGACAUAAACCCACUGUUAGGCCAAAUGCAAAAAAGCUUUACAGAUUAUUCAUGAACAAAGAGAACACAACGUGGGAGGAAUUUUCGACUAGAGUCCGUUCGUUUCAGAGAGGGUUCAUGGGAGAGCCAAAGGAAGUAAGAGCAGGUAGAGGUGAAUUUCACGAGAACCCAUCCACGUGCAUAUGCGAAGAUACAGAGGCUAAGGCAAAGGCGCAAGUAGAAUCUAGAAAACUUGGAAAGAAAAACAAAUAUACAAGUAAAGACGCAGCAGUAACAGUAACCAAUGAUGAUCAAACCGAAGAGGAUGAGCCAGAUUGGUCGGAGCCAGACUAUGAGGAAGAACAGANUUCCUUCUUAUUCAUUUCCGGUUCGAGAUACUUUGGACAUAAACCCACUGUUAGGCCAAAUGCAAAAAAGCUUUACAGAUUAUUCAUGAACAAAGAGAACACAACGUGGGAGGAAUUUUCGACUAGAGUCCGUUCGUUUCAGAGAGGGUUCAUGGGAGAGCCAAAGGAAGUAAGAGCAGGUAGAGGUGAAUUUCACGAGAACCCAUCCACGUGCAUAUGCGAAGAUACAGAGGCUAAGGCAAAGGCGCAAGUAGAAUCUAGAAAACUUGGAAAGAAAAACAAAUAUACAAGUAAAGAAGCAGCAGUAACAGUAACCAAUGAUGAUCAAACCGAAGAGGAUGAGCCAGAUUGGUCGGAGCCAGACUAUGAGGAAGAACAGAGUGAUCUUCAGGACAGAGGAUUAUACAACGGGACAAGUUUAGAUUACGAUGAUCCAUCUACCUCUGAUGAGCCUGAGCUUGAAGAAAUGCUAUCAGACUAG